Molecule: messenger RNA, 2436 nt
Organism: Thamnophis sirtalis
Lineage: Eukaryota; Metazoa; Chordata; Lepidosauria; Squamata; Natricidae
Source: RefSeq, a predicted model, not a curated record
AUGGCUAGCCGAAAAGUGUGGCUAUUGUGCAUAGGAUUAUUUCUCUUCAUACUGGAGCAUGUGCCCACCCCAGUAACUUCACAGGCUCCAAAGAAGCCGGAGGAAGAAUGCCGACUCCUGGGGAAAUUUGAUUUACGUGGCUAUGUAGAUGCUGAGGAAGCCAUGCAUGUUAUAGGAGGCAUGUUCCCAAUACACUUCAGGACCAUCCUUGAGGACGAUCCAACAAGUACGCCUCCAAAUUCACCAAAAUGUGAAGGGUUUAAUUUUCGAGGUUACCGUUGGGUCAAAGCCAUGAUACAUGCCAUCAACGAUAUUAAUAAAAGAAAAGAUAUUCUACCAAACAUAACUCUCGGCUAUCAAAUUUAUGACACAUGCUUUACAAUGUCCAAGACAGUGGAGAAUUCUUUGGCAUUCCUCACCGGUCAAAAUGAAACCACGCCUGUCUUCCGAUGCAGUACCGGUGCUCCUUUAUCUGCAAUUAUUGGAGCUGGAGGAUCGACUCUUUCCAUUGCUUCCUCAAGAAUCCUUGGGCUUUACUAUUUCCCUCAGGUUGGUUAUGCUUCUUCCUCCUCACUUCUCUCUGAUAAAUAUCAGUUCCCAACCUAUCUCCGCACUAUUCCAAGCGAUAAGGUACAGUCACGGGGGAUGGCUGAUUUAAUUCACCAUUUUGGUUGGAGAUGGGUUGGAACCAUUGCUGCCGAUGAUGAUUACGGGAAAUAUGGUGUCAAAGCUUUUAAAGAAUCUGUCGAGAACCUCUACACCUGCAUUGCCUUUUCUGAAACAAUUCCUAAAAUAUAUAACAGAGAUAAGCUCAAAGCAGUUGUUGAUAUUGUAAAAGAGACCAACGCUACUGUCAUUGUGGUUUAUUCUUCUGAUAUUGACUUCCAUCCCCUAGUUGAAGAGCUUAUGGUUAAUAAUAUCACUGGCAUAACGUGGAUAGCAAGUGAGGCAUGGGUCACUUCUGCCUUAAUUGCUAGACCUGAAUAUUUUCCGCUUCUUGGCGGGGCAAUUGGCUUUGGGAUACGAAAGGGUGAAAUUCCAGGCUUCAAGGAAUUUCUUCUAGAAGUAAACCCAAAUACGGAUUCCAAUGAUAUGACAAUCGAAUUUUGGCAGUCAGCAUUCAACUGCACCUGGCCUGGUGUCAACAUAUCAUAUAAUACGGACAACCGGAAAAAUGUAACUGGUCACGAGAACAUUGUCGAUUUUUCUUCAAAGAAGCCAUGCACUGGAAAGGAGAAACUUGCAGACCUUAAGAAUACAUAUUUGGAUAUUUCAGAACUUAGAAUAACAUAUAAUGUCUACAAAGCAGUUUUUGCCGUAGCUUAUGGCCUCGAUCAAUUGCGCAUGUGUGAAACUGAUAAAGGACCCUUUAUUUCUGGGCCAAAAUGUGCCACCAUUGAUGAGUUUGAGCCCUGGCAGACUCACCAGAGACAUUAUACUGAAUGGAUAGAUGCAAGGGAAUGUACGGCAUGUCCCGAAGAUCAUUGGUCCAAUCAGCAGAGAAGCAAAUGUAAUCAUAAGGAAGUGGAAUUCUUGGCUUAUGGAGAAGCUUUAGGAAUGACAUUGAUUGCCCUCUCUGUAUUUGGCGCAUGUGUCAUUCUGUCUGUGACUGGAGUCUACGUCAAGUUCAGGAAAACACCUCUGGUGAAAGCCAAUGACCGUGAGCUCAGCUUCCUCAUCCAGUUUUCUCUCGUGGCAACCUUGUUGACUUCUGUUCUGUUCGUGGGGAAGCCAGAAGAUUGGUCAUGCCAAUCUCGCCAAGUGUCCUUGGCCUUAGCUUUUUCUGUUUGCCUGUCUUGUGUUUUAGGCAAGACAGUGAUGCUCUUUCUGACUCAUUUGGCCAGAAAUUCAAAAGUGGCUGAGAAAGCCCGGAUGUCAGUUGGGCCAAUUUUCCAAAAAGUGGUGGUAGUUGUCUCUGUUCUAGCUGAAGUGGGUAUCUGUACGACUUACCUUUAUUAUAGCCCUCCCAGUAUGUAUAAAAACACCCAGUUCACAACCCUGAGAAUUAUUUAUGAAUGCAAUGAGGGUUCCAUAAUGUACUUGUGCAUUAUGUUUGGGUUUGAUGUGUUUCUCGCCAUCCAGUGCUUUCUUACGGCUUUUGUGGCCCGGAAGCUUCCCAAUAAUUUCAACGAAGCCAAGUUUGUUACAUUUGGAAUGCUGGUUUUCUUCAUUGUCUGGAUAUCUUUUGUUCCUGCUUAUUUAAGCACAAGAGGAAAAUUCAAGGUAGCUGUGGAGAUAUUUGCAAUUCUGGCCUCCAGCUUUGGUUUGCUAGGAUGCAUAUUUGUGCCCAAAUGUUAUAUUAUUUUGUUGAAGCCUGCCAGAAAUACAGAAGAAAUUGUGGGUGGCAGGGCUAUGACCAAUGACAAGAGUGCUCCACCAACUUCUGCCUCUUGCGCCAGUGAAAUUAACACAGUUUCCACAGUUCUUGAGGAUUAG